Morone saxatilis (striped sea-bass) is the source of this 877-nucleotide messenger RNA. RefSeq names its product cysteine and glycine-rich protein 2 (gene csrp2). Gene Ontology annotation, cellular component: Z disc; nucleus; cytoplasm. Gene Ontology annotation, biological process: sarcomere organization; muscle tissue development. Gene Ontology annotation, molecular function: actinin binding; structural constituent of muscle. Lineage: Eukaryota; Metazoa; Chordata; Actinopteri; Moronidae. The coding region runs from base 157 to 738 and encodes 193 amino acids. The record is from RefSeq and is a predicted model, not a curated record. The transcript has 6 exons.
CAGUAAGUAUGCGGAGUAUGUGGCAUUACCCAGUCAGUGUAGUAAAGUCUGCUGCCGAGCCGCUGCCGAGCCGUCUGGAUACACACUGACCUUCCGCUGGAGCUCAGCCGCUUCACCUCUUCACCUUACCUGCUUUAACGUCAAGAACCACGAACCAUGCCAAACUGGGGAGGAGGCAACAAGUGCGCAGCAUGCCGUGGGACAGUUUACCACGCUGAGGAAGUGCAGUGUGACGGCAAGAGUUUCCACAAGUGCUGCUUUCUCUGCAUGGUCUGCAGGAAGGGCUUAGACAGCACCACACUGGCUAUUCACGACCAGGAGAUCUACUGCAAGUCCUGCUACGGGAAGAAGUACGGCCCCAAAGGCUACGGCUACGGCCAGGGGGCGGGGACGCUCAACAUGGACCGAGGAGAGCGGCUGGGAAUCAAACCCGAAGAGACACAGACUCACAGGCCGACCACCAACCCCAAUCCAUCCAAAUUUGCCCAGAAGUUCGGAGGCUCAGAGAAAUGCGCCCGGUGUGGAGACUCUGUCUAUGCAGCCGAGAAGAUCAUGGGAGCAGGCAAGCCGUGGCAUAAGAACUGCUUCCGAUGUGCAAAAUGUGGCAAGAGCCUGGAGUCGACCACUCAGACUGAGAAAGACGGAGAAAUCUACUGCAAAGCGUGUUACGCCAAGAACUUCGGGCCCAAAGGGUUCGGUUACGGCCAAGGAGCCGGCGCUCUGGUUCACGCUCAGUGACGGCUGAACUGGAUCGCCCCGACAAUCACGAUACAUUCCCCUCUGUCCUACAUGAACAUCGACCAGCUCGUUUUUUCUUCCUCAAAUGCUUUUAUGUUGAAAUAGGUUCUCAUGAUACAAAUAAAAACAUUAAACCAAA